Molecule: messenger RNA, 5530 nt
Organism: Patiria miniata (bat star)
Lineage: Eukaryota; Metazoa; Echinodermata; Asteroidea; Valvatida; Asterinidae
Gene: ofd1
Product: oral-facial-digital syndrome 1 protein-like
Exons: 25
Coding region: 297-3398 (1033 amino acids)
Biological process (GO): epithelial cilium movement involved in determination of left/right asymmetry
Cellular component (GO): centrosome; ciliary basal body
Molecular function (GO): protein binding
Source: RefSeq, a predicted model, not a curated record
AUUGCCCAACUCCCACUGUAGACCAACUUCAGAUGGGACGAAUAUCUGGAUUGGGUAAUAAUAACCUGUAUAAAAAAGUGACGAAAUUUGAAAACGUAAACAUGAGUAAUAACUCACUCAGGCAACUUUGUCAUACUUAGUUCUUAUCUAUAUCAUGUAUAUCAUGUUCGUAGCAGACUAUGAAUGAAAAUCAAGGGUAUAAGGCUAAUGCUUCAAGUUUAAGGUAAAUUCAAGGAUUGUGUUUGAUUUUGAAUGUGACCCCAUGUUGGAGCAUCGUCCUGGUGACUUUUUGUAUUAUGGCUGAACUACAAACAGAUUCCAACUGUAUGACUGCUGAGGAACUCAAAACCAAACUUUAUCAUUCCUUCCGACAAAAAGGUCUCGUAGACUCACUCAAGUCUCAGCUCAGAACAAAGCUUGUGAAUGAACUACGCGUCUCUUACAACAGUCAACCAACACCAUCCUCGCCGGAGACAGUCCAAGAUGAUGAGUGUGGUACUUUGAUGCAUCGAGCUGCUAAUAGUCUAGUAGCUGACCAUCUAAGAAGAUGCCAAUAUGAAUAUACUCUGGCUGUAUUUCUACCAGAAAGUGAAACUGGAAAAGAUAAGAUGUUUACCAUUAGGGAGUUAUUAGGAAUGCUGUUCAUUCAUCCAGAUUCACAGCUAUUUAGACGAGUGACAGAAAAUGUACGUGGAUAUCAUCCUAAAGGUCUCCUUUGGCAGCUACUGUGUGAACUGACAUCUCAUCGUGGUAAAUCAUUUGACAAAGCUGUUCAAGUAGACAACUUGCCUGCACAAUCAAAUUCAAUUGAGAAGAAACUGACUGCUGUGGAUGUAUUAUUUGACCAAGAAGUGGAUGGAUAUCAUGAAAGCAGUCAGGGAAUGCAGGCAAAGCUCUUAUCUCUUCAACGAAAAAUGGAACUCCGAACUAAGGAAGAAAUUACAAGGGAGAUCGGUCGGUUUAAGGAAAGUGAGGGCAAGAGAAUUGAGCUGGAAGAACGUGAGAAGUGUAGACAAGAAAUUUACAAGGCCCGAAGAGAGAUGGAGAGUACAUACCAAGCCAAGUUAAAAGCUCUGCAGGAAAGAGAACGAAGCACUAUAGAGAGAAUUCAAUGUCAUCAAGAGAUGGUAGAACGGGAAACUUACUCACAGAGGCAGAGUUUGCUGGAUGAGUUGCAGACGUUGAAGCAGAAAGAAGUGGAAUUGAAAAGAGAAGAUGAGCUGCAUAAAAGAGCUAUGUGCUUAGAAGAGAGCAGAUGGAAAACUACCGAAGAAAACCUGAAGAUUAGAGAAGCGUCUAUAGCAACAAUUGAGGAGACUUAUGAGAAAAGAUUCAAAGAACAGAUCCGACAGCAUGAUGCAGAGCAGCAAGUUAAACUGGCUGAGAGGAUACAAGAUAUUGAGAAGAGAGAAACUAGAAUCAGAGAGGAUCAGAAUCAUCUAGUGCAAGAGAAGGAAUUGCAAAGCAACCUGAAAGAAGAACUUAAAGAAAGGAAAAGCAGGAUUGCUGAGUUAGAGGUUCUGUAUCAGCAGUCUAAAUUCGAAGGUGUAGCUGUGGGAAAACGGAAUGAAUUAUUUGCAGAAAAAUUAAAGGAUAUGAUGGAUUAUCACUCGGUCAAGGAAGACAAUGCUGUUCUGAGACGAGAACUGCAGAAUGAAAAACGGAGAUUGGCAGAAGUUAUCAAUGAACAGAAGAUGGAGCGUACACGUCAUGAGGAAGCGCUAGCAGUCAUUACUGAAAAGAUGUCUCAACCAUCUCCACAAAUCCUUACAUUACAAGCCGAGCUUCAAAGAGCAAAAAGUCAGUUAGAUCAAGAAAGAAACUUACUGCAGCACAAAGAGGCACAGUAUCGCGCCACUCUACAAGAAGAGCAUGAGCGUAAUAAUGAGCUGAGGAGACAGUUGGAAGAACAAGGCAAUCAGAUGAGAGAAAUGAACAACCAGAUAGCAGAUUUGAGACAGACACUAAGACAGACGCAGAUGGCAUUGAGUAAUGAGGUGUAUCGCAAGGGAACUACUGGAGUAGCAGCCGGUUCUAUUAGGUCUCCUGCCUCCAUCGUUGAACAUCCUGUGCAUGACCAUAUAGAACCAGAUAAUCAUUACAUUGAUACAACACUCCACCAAACACAUAUAGAACAACAGCUCCUAUUGGCCGACCAGGGAGGUUUUGGACCAAUCACAGGUCUUGAUAGUGACAACAGUGACCUUUCACCUAAUGCAUCCUUGGCCUUUCUAGAAGAUACCAAGGCAAGAUUUAAACAACUGGAAAUAGAAGCUGAGAGUCUUGAGCAGAACUAUCAGAAUUUCCAGCACCGUGUCACCAAUAUCAAUGCAUUGCCAAUCAGUCCACCGCUUCAUACUCAUCAGUUGAGGCACAUAACACCGGCUGUCAAUAACACUCAUGAUGUAUCCUCUUGGAGUAAGCAAGUUUGCACCGAUAAAGGGCCAGUACAGAAUCAAGCCAUGAAGCCACCCCCAUUAGUGGAUGGAACAACCAGUCAGAUACAUAGUCAGUCUGAAGUACAGAGGACAGAACCACUAUCACCAAGGGGUGUGCAGGAUUCUCCUAGCAGUAAGGGAUCUUCGACACCAUCCGAUAAACUUGUUUGUGUUGAAGACCUUCAUGAGCAAAACAACCUGUCAAAAAAAUCUGUGUCUUCAGUUGGUUCAUUCAAAGGUUCUUCACAGUUAUCACCCCAUGCAUCACCCAAGUCACUGAAGCCUACCCAACCAUCUGCCACCGUGUAUGAUGAUGUACUAGCAUCUUUACUUCCUCCUCCAUCAAGUCCAGUGUUUACUUCUCCGUUAGCGAGCAUCUCAGAUGGUGAAUCAUUGGCAGAGUUACUAUCAAAGGAUGCGGAUGGUGAGAAUGGGCCAGAUGUCAAGGUGAUAAAAUCUCAGGGAGUUACAGAUGAAGAGUUAAGACUCGGGAAGGAAGAUGAUGAAGAAAGGGAGGAACAUGAGUGGGAAGAGAAACGCAAGAAACGAGACGAAGAGAGACAGUUACGAGAACAGGAAGCAAGAGAGAGGGAGCAAGCCAUGUUAUUGGAACUACAGAGACAGGAACAAGGUGCAGAUCCAACCACACAGCAGAAGGCGGUAGAGAAGGAUGACGGAAAGGCUGACUCUGAUCAGAAAGAAAGAGUAGGGCCUCCUGGAGAAUCUGGUCAAGAGCAGAAGACAGAAGAUGAAGGCUUGAAGAUUGAUCCUGUCAUGCAGAGAUACAUGCAGAUGUUACAAGAGAAGAAACAACAAGAUCCUCAGGAUAGAAAGGCAUCUGUAGUCAGUACUUACUCUGAUGCAGCAUUUAACGUGGAACAUGAAAUGGAGGCUGCCGAAGAACCAAACAGCACGAGCCAUGUGUCAAAUGAUUCGGAGGAUCCAUUUGAUGACUGGUAGUAUGUGCUUCAAUGAAUCAUCACAGGUGUGUUGGAACUGUAAUUGUCAUUCUGUCAAAACUAAUGUAACAUAGCUCCCAUUAAAUGUUAGGUCCUUGUUAAUGAGUAGAAAACUACUUCUAUUAUUCAUAAUUUUAAUUAAUCUCAAUUGUAAUUGUUACAUCAGAUAUGUGUUGGUGAUUGUUUUUGUGAGUUGAAUUUGAAGCUGUUAUGAAAAUCCAACUGUUUGUCAUAAAUGGCAUGUCAUUACUGAAGGAUAUCAAAAAAAAUGUUAGUUGUGAAUACUUAAUUUUUGUCUUCUCCACAAACAUAUGUCCGAUUUCUCUGGUAAUUUAAAAUCACCCAAGGCCUUCAUUUUGGUUAAAUACGACCUACCGGCAUGCAAAGUUCCUUGUAUCAACUGAUUUCCUUUUUUUUCCUUUUUGUUUUUACUUCUCUUGUAUGCGACUAAAACUGACAAAAACCCAGAGUGUCUUGUAAAGCUUGGGAUUUUCUCUCAGUUUAUGUGACUUCUCAGUUGUAUGCCUGUAUCUAUGAGAUGAAUAGUCAUCAUGAGCAUAUAUGUCAAAGUACUCAUCUUCCUAGUGACUUGUCUCAGACAGCAUGUCAGUGACUACGAGUUACUUGUUGGUUUUGCCAUCAGUCAGCUAUAAACAUCUGUCAUAAAGAUUCAAUUGUUGGUCCCUUUUUUUCUACGCUGCAUUGACGUUGAUGACAGGACUCCCAUCAUACAGGAAGUUGGCUGUUUGUUGAUGUGUUCUGGGCAAUUUUUCGAGACAACAGGAAAUCAUUUGUGCUCUUUCAAGGUUGCAUGAUUAUUGAGUAUGUAUAAAUGCAUUCCAGUGAUACUUGGCAGUGGCAGUUCUAUCAGGCUGUAAGGAUUAUGCAGAGAAAGCUGAAUAAUGGCUUGACAUUUUUCAUUUUGUUUUCGUACAAUUGCAUGAUUUUAUUUCUACUUCUGUUGCUUUUAAAAUUACUUUAUUUUGUUGUGUCUUACAUGUCUGUUUCUGUCAUUGUAUUGUUAAUAAUAAGUGGAAGUUUUGUAGUGAUACCGUGGACAAAUUAUCACUUUUGAGGGGUAUAGAGGUAAUUUUGAGAACUCGAGAAAAAGUAACACGCUUUCUCACCACUGAAACCGCUGAAAACCUACCACAGUACUGCAAGCUUGAACUCUUACCUUGAAGCUACAAUUCUUUAUCAGAUUAUUAAUAUUUAUCGUUUUCUGUUUCUUGUGCUUUUUAAGUACUUUUACAUUUUCAAUUGUAUCUGUUUCUUUUUAUUGGUGCAUGUUUUAUGCUGUUCAGAUUUAUUUGUAUCAGUUGAUUUCUCUAUUGAUGUUUAUUGCUAUGCAUUUUAUUAAUUAUUGCUUGAAUACAUUAUUUGUUUUCAUUUGGAUAUAUGUUUGCUGUGUUUUGAUUUAAAGUACCACUCAAGAUGCGAACUUUUAAUUCUAUGAACACUUUUUGUCUUUGAUAAUCCACUGAAAAGGUUGUAUAAGACUAGUCAAUUGAAGGUGUUGCUUGGUAUUCCUCCUGGAUGUACAUUUGUAUGCUGUGUAAUCUCAGAAAGAUGAAGAAUCGUCUCGACUUUGGGCUGUAUUUCUGGAUAAUUGACCCACGUGAAUUACUAAAGUUAAAGUGCGUCAUCAUGUCAUAGGUUACGGGAGACAUUGUUGUUUUCCACUCAGGAUCACCUUGUGGAAUUUGUUGUCUGAAGAACCAUUCAUGCAGUUUUGCCUGUGUGAGGUUGAGGUCCAGCAAAUCUUUGAAAUGUCCCGUUAUAAUUACAUGUACUAAGCUUUCUUCGUCGAUUUCCUGGAAAAAAAGAAUUACCGAUCAAUUGUAAUGUAAUAAAGUCUGAAUAAUUAUGAUUUGUGAACACCCAACACAAAAAGUUUAAGGUUUUACAGACAUUUAUUCAUAAACAGCAUAAGAAUAAAUGCAAACUUAUUUGUACAGUAGAAAUUCAACUGAAAACACUGCAUGUUUAGAUUUUAAAUAAAACAUUAUGCUGUAUGUUCUGUACAGUCUAAGAAAGAAAAAUAUAAAAAUUAACGACAUUUUAUUCAGAAAUGAACUUGUUUGUGGGUGACACAUUGCUCUAAAAUAAAAUGUUUUACAAAACAAAAUAAUA